Cyphellophora attinorum is the source of this 423-nucleotide messenger RNA. RefSeq lists its product as uncharacterized. NCBI's taxonomy places the organism in Eukaryota, Fungi, Ascomycota, Eurotiomycetes, Chaetothyriales, Cyphellophoraceae. The transcript has a single exon. Bases 1 to 423 code for a protein of 140 amino acids. The record is from RefSeq and is a predicted model, not a curated record.
AUGUCCGAGCAGGGAACUCAACGCCCAAGCGGGCAAGGCACCAUCACAAACCUAGCCAGAUGGCAUUGGACCCAGUACACCAGCGCACUAGAGUCCCUCGUGCACGGCAACACGAAGCCCGGCAUCGAUCUUCUCCUCGAGCUGGUCGUCGAUCCGCAGCUCCCUUGGGCACUCCGAGCUCUCGUCAAUCUGUCGCUCGCACGAGAGACUGAUGUUCGCCGAUACCCUAUCAGUGUCAAGCGUGCCUGGAUCUCGAGGGCCGAAGCGGUGAUCGAUAUAGUCAAGCGUGACGGCAAGCAGGCUACCAUCGACCAUGUCGAAAGCCAGAGACAAGCAACCAUCAACAUCGUGGAUGAGCAAGAGCGAGAAGGCGUUCCAGCUAGGAGCAAGAUGAGAAUACGAGCACCAGCAGCCAUGGGCUGA